Molecule: messenger RNA, 810 nt
Organism: Diversispora eburnea
Lineage: Eukaryota; Fungi; Glomeromycota; Glomeromycetes; Diversisporales; Diversisporaceae
Source: the annotation of a GenBank genome assembly
AUGGAAGACCUUUCAGCUGAACGAUCAAUCAAGGUUAAAUUUCGACCUUCAGCUGGUGACGACUUCGAAUAUUGUUUUGAUCCUGGGCAGUUGACGGUACAACAAUUAAAAGAGAAACUUGUUUCACAUACCACCAUACCAGCUGAUAGUAUGCGUUUGGUAUAUUCUGGAAGAGUUUUAAAGGAUGAGGACAUGGUUGAGAUAUAUGGAGUCAAAGAAGGUCAUACGAUACAUGUAGUUCGAGGGGCAGCAAAUCGUGCAUCAGAGCAAGCGGCACAACCAGUAACUCCACGAAAUCCCAAUUCAAAUCCAUCAUCAAAUACUUUUACAAUUAAUCCUCUUGGAUUAGGAGCUAAUUUGGAUCAAGAUUUUAUGAGAAGUAUGAUGAAUUCACCAAUGUUUCGGCAACUUUUAUCUAAUCCAGAAAUUGUGAGGUCAAUGGUUAUGCAAAAUCCAACUAUGAGACAAAUGAUUGAACGAAAUCCCGAAAUUGGUCAUAUAAUUAAUGAUCCAUCUUUCAUUCGCCAGACUAUGGAUAUGGCCCGUAAUCCGGAAUUAAUGAGAGAAAUGAUGCGUAAUAAUGAUCGAGCUUUGGCAAAUUUAGAAACUAUACCUGGAGGGUUUAAUCAUCUGCGGCGAAUGUAUCAUACAUUACAAGAACCAUUGGAAUCAGCUGGUCGACACAAUGAUCAAUCAUCCGAAGCAGCUAAUCAACGUUUAGCUCAACUUUUAAAUGUUGAAAGACCACCACCACCUACAGGAAUAUCACCUUUUGCUUUCUUGGGUUUUCCACCAGCUCAACUAGUAUGA